Messenger RNA from Scheffersomyces stipitis CBS 6054, 1398 nucleotides. RefSeq names its product ubiquitin-protein ligase peroxin 12 (gene PEX12). Gene Ontology annotation, molecular function: ubiquitin-protein transferase activity; zinc ion binding; protein binding. The coding region runs from base 1 to 1398 and encodes 465 amino acids. Gene Ontology annotation, biological process: protein monoubiquitination; protein import into peroxisome matrix. The record is from RefSeq and is a predicted model, not a curated record. Gene Ontology annotation, cellular component: peroxisomal membrane; peroxisomal importomer complex. Lineage: Eukaryota; Fungi; Ascomycota; Pichiomycetes; Serinales; Debaryomycetaceae. The transcript has a single exon.
AUGGAGUACUAUUCAUCCUUAGAUGCUUCCCAGCUAGAUUCAGAGACUCCAACGCUUUUUGAGCUCAUUUCCGCCAGCCAACUCGAGUCCCUUCUUUCUCCAUCCUUACGUUACAUAUUAGUACACUAUGCCAGCCGCUAUCCCAAGUACUUAUUGCGAAUCAACAACCGCUUUGACGAACUAAAUUUGGUGUUACGAAGCUUUGUGGAAUGGUACUUCGUUCAGUACUGGCACGGCUCGUUCACUGAAAACUUCUAUGGACUCAAAAGAGUUAAUCAAACACCGUUGAACAAUGGUAAUUACAAUGCCAAUAAACUUACGCUGGUAGUUCCGGCUAUGGUAGAGGAAAGACGCGCUUUGACAUCCCUUCAGAAACUCGUAUCUGUAUUUGAGAUCACGGGUACAGCAUAUGUCUCUGAAAAAUUGAAUUAUUGCUACGAAAUAUGGUAUACAAAGUAUGUGACGAAUCAGCUCAAUACCCAUGAGUCUAAUUCCAAGGAAGAAAACUUGCGUAUUUCGUUGAAAAGGAAGUUUGUUGAGAUAUAUCCCUACGUCCAGAGUGCCUAUCGAGCUGCGAAUUUCAUAACUACUCUCAUGUAUUUGAGCGGUCACAGUAAAUCGCCAACCUUGCUCACAUACUUGUUCCGGAUGAACUACGCUCGAUUGAGCCAAUAUGACUACGCUAAGCAUGAGCCUAAACCAGUGAAUCCAGACGUCAAGAGACCUAAUCGUAUAGCCCCACAGACAACUUCAGAAGUCGUAGCGAAAUUUUUGUCUAAGUAUUUGACGAAUCCAUCCUGGAAACUUGUCUCUUUCAUCUUGGGAACUUUCUUUCCCGUAGCUAUCUUCUCGUUGAAGUUCUUAGAAUGGUGGAACAACUCAGAUUUUGCCUCGAAGUUGUCUAAGAACCAGGGCAACAUUCUCGACUUCACAUUGCCUCCUCCUGGGUUGGUUACCGAGGCAUUGAAAGAAGCCAAAGAGGCCAACAGAAAGGCGAAGAGAUACUCCCUGAACAAAACAUGUCCCAUCUGUAAGAAAGAAUUGACAAAUCCAGCGAUUAUCGAAACAGGCUAUGUGUUUGAUUACGCCUGUAUAUACAACUAUCUUGAAAAGUCACAUAUUAUAGUCAAUGACAAAUUGAAGAAGAGAAAAAACAAGGAGCUUGAUGAAGAGGACGAAGAGGAAGAAGAGGAAGAGUCAGAAAUUGACUCUGAAGCCGAGGAACAAGAGAAAGAAGAAGAACCGCAAGAUUACGAACCAAAACAAGAACAAGAUUUUACAAUCGACAUCAACAAGGGUGGUAGAUGUCCUGUGACAGGCAGAAAGUUGCUUGGAUGCAAAUGGAAUGCCAUCAAAGAGGAAUGGGAAAUCGAAGGAAUAAGAAGACUUAUCUUCUAG